GCAAAGGAUAAGAAAACUUCCACCGAGUUUGAGAUGGUCAAUGGCUUGCUGUUCCUAGAGAAGGCAGGGAAUAAACGCUUGUGUGUUCCGAAUAGCGAGUCUUUGCGUAGUUUGUUUUUAGGCGAGUGUCAUGAUGCCACCGGCCAUUUUGCGUAUAAGAAGACUGCAGCGGUUCUGGUGGCCCACGAUGAUGCGAGAUGCACAGCUGUACGUGGAGACUUGUCAAGUUUGUCAACGGGACAAGCCACGUACUCAGGCUCCUCUUGGGCUUCUGAAGCCCCUUCCAAUUCCGGAACGGCCUGGUGAGAGUAUGUCCAUGGAUUUCAUGGAUACUCUGAUCACCAGCAAGAGUGGAAUGUGUCACAUCUUCGUCAUCGUGGAUAGAUUUAGUAAGUAUGCUAGGUUAGUAGCCAUGCCGGAAACAGCAAAGACGGAGUACGCGAUUAGAAUGUUUAAAGAGAACUGGGUCAGGGACUUUGGUCUACCGAAGUCCAUUGUUAGUGACAGGGAUGUCAGGUUUACCAGCGAGUUGUGGAAGGCCGCUGCUGCGGAGCAGGGCACUCAGUUGCAAAUGACUUCUGGGAAUCACCCAGAGGCUAACGGCCAGGCUGAGCAACUGAACCGCGCUGUACAACACUUGUUGAGGCAUUACAUCAAGCCCAACCAGGUGGACUGGGAUGAGAAGCUUGCUCUCAUCGCCAGUCUGUAUAACAAUGCGGUACACAGCGCCACUGGGGUGAGCCCGAACAGUCUACUACAGACUUUCAAGCCUAAACUACCUCUUGACUUUCUCCUAUCUGAGAAUGAAUCAACUGCUGCACCGGGUACGUUAGAGUUCGCCUACAGAUAUGAACAGAAAAUGCAGCAGGCGGUAGAACAGAUGCAGAAGGCACAAGCAGCGAUGAUAGAGUCCGAAAACAGACACUGCCGGCCUUCUACAUUUCAGGUUGGGGAUAGAGUCUGGGUUAAGUCUUCAGAACUGGGACAGGAGUACGGGAUGUCCCGCAAACUCAUGCCUCAGUACUUUGGACCUUGGGAAGUCUUGGACAUCGUCUGGACAGAUCCGGAUGGGCCAUCAUAUGUUGUCCGGAUUCCUGGUCAUCUUCGUACUUAUCCUGUCUUUCACGCCUCCAAGCUGGCACCUUUCAAAGAAACUGACCAGUUCCCAUCUCGUCGCUCAAUGCUGCCCCCAACCAUGGACGGAGAGGUGGACAUUGAUGAUAUUGUGGAUCACAGAGAGCUGCCGGUGUCAAGACCAGCAGGCAGGGGACGUCCUCCAAAACCGAAGCUGCAGUACCGCGUUCGGUUCCGACAUCACACUGAUCCAAAGGAGGAUCGCUGGUUCACCAGGGAAGAACUCAUGCAGACCGCUCCUCAAGUUGUGACUCAAUAUGAGAGAUCCCUGCAGAAGGGAAAGCGCCCCAUGAUCCAAGAUUGAGCUUCUCAGAGGACAGUUGAAGCUAAGGAGGAGGGAAUGCAAGGCCACUGCCUCUAAGAGCCCCAUAUGGCCCCCAUUUUUGCAGCCCGUCGGCCGCCCUAAGUGAA
Chara braunii is the source of this 1545-nucleotide messenger RNA. The record is from the annotation of a GenBank genome assembly. Lineage: Eukaryota; Viridiplantae; Streptophyta; Charophyceae; Charales; Characeae.